Nomia melanderi (Alkali bee) is the source of this 2797-nucleotide messenger RNA. Lineage: Eukaryota; Metazoa; Arthropoda; Insecta; Hymenoptera; Halictidae. The record is from RefSeq and is a predicted model, not a curated record.
UCUAAAACGUAUACCAGCUUUUCUUUCCAAUAUUUUGUUUUCCUUUGUAUCGACAGACUCUAUUUACGCCAUUUUCAUUCGCGAAAACAAAUCCACGUGGAACAGAUUUUCGCGUAAAUCAAGGAUCAGAUAUUAUGCUGUAAUACGACCUCUUCAAUUGUGGGAUGUUGAUAAAAGGGGAAAAGUUAUGUUAUGUCUUGCAUGGGUAGGAUCUGUUGUAUGUUCGAUGCCGCAGAUGGUGGUAUUUCAUGUGGAAACCCAUCCAAAUAUCUCUUGGUAUUCUCAGUGCGUUACAUUUAAUACAUUUCCAACAUAUACUCAUGAAAUCACAUACUCCCUCUUUGGAAUGGUUAUGAUGUAUUGGCUCCCUCUUAUCGUGAUAAUAUAUACUUAUACAAGCAUCUUAUUGGAAAUAUGUAGAAGAUCAAAAAAGAGUGAACAUGAUAAAAUUCGUCGUUCUUCUAUGGGUUUCCUAACACGAGCAAAGAUAAGGACUCUAAAAAUGACGGUAAUCAUUGUUGCUGUAUUCUUCGUUUGCUGGACACCCUAUUAUGUUAUGAGUCUUUGGUAUUGGAUCGAUAGGCAAUCAGCAUAUAAAGUUGAUCAACGAAUUCAGAAAGGUCUCUUUCUAUUUGCAUGUACAAAUUCUUGUAUGAAUCCCAUAGUUUAUGGAGUCUUUAACAUAAGAGACCGUAACAAGACAUCUGUACGAUCAACCACUUUAGAAACUCGGAUUACUCCAUUGUCAUUGUCGCUCAAACUUUUUGAAUGAUACAAAAUUUCUUAAUGUAAUAGAUGAAAUAAUUAAAAAGCAUUGGAGGUAAUAUUCACAUUAUAAGUGACUUUUAGAAAAAACCGGGAUUAAGAAUUGCUAUGUUAAAGUAUAGUCAAUCCUUCUAUAACACGGUUAAUUAGUUUCGUGUUGUAUCGAAAUCGUAUUCUUAGAGUACUGUCAAUUGAGUUGUUCAGGGGAAUUCUCUGUUCAACCAAAACAGUAUGAUGGAAAUAUUUGUGUUAUUCAAGUGUUAUUUAAUUAUUAUGUUGUGCUAUACGGAAAUCGUGUUAUAAAAGGAUCGUUGCAAUUUUUGCAUUUUGUUAUACCAAAACCAUAUUUUCAGAGUACCAUGCUAUAAGAGGGUUAAGUGCAUCAAUAAUACUACUUUCCUAUGACAAGAAAUGUUGUAAAAAUAAGAAGAAUCUGUAACACGUGAAAUGAGAAGCAUAUUGAUUAUACAGUAACAUAUAACUGAAAUUUAUGACAAAUUAUUAUAUUUGCUUCAUUUUCUUAAUACAUUAUUUUUGAAAAACCAUUUGUUACGUAUUUUACAUUAUAGUAAGUAACUGCUUGCCUGAAAGUAUGUAUCAAAUAAUUAAAAAAAAAAUUAUAAAAUCUACAUCACUAACAUGCUCUCUUGAUGAGAAUUAGUAUAAUAUGGAAGCACACAUUCUCACGUUGUAUCGCUAUUGUAAGUACAAUGCACUCCAAAAAUGAGUUAAACAUGUGCAUUCAAAUUAAUUCUCUUAUACGAAAACAGUCUUAUUUUAUUGUUUUGAAUGUAAGAUGAUUGACAACCUCAGUUGCUUUAAAUUGAAAAUCAAUUAACCCUUUCACAGUUUUGCAUGGCAAACGGCGUAACAAUUUCUGUGAAAUUGUUUAUUUUUUCAGAUAUAGCACCUUUAUGGCUAAUAAAGGAGUUUAUAAACAAUUUGCACACGAACAACCGAAAUGUAAAUAUUACAUUAUUUUGCUACUGCCUCACAUUAUUAUGUCUUCUAAAAUGUUUAAAGGAGUCUACAAUCAUCAUGAGUUUUGCUUCUCAAAUUAAUUAUGUAGAACAUACGUCAGUUAUUUCUCGUGAGUUUCUUUAUAAGAAAUAGUCGCUUUAUUUUCAAAAUAGACAGUGAUCAUAAUAAUGGUAACAAUAAAUCAACGGUGAAAUGUUUUCAGUACUAUCAUAUGUUGGGUCUAGAGAAGUUGCGAUUGGAAAUUAAUUUUUCUCAUAUUAGACUGUGAAAGAGUUGAAGAAGAGUAAAGUCGAGUCUUCAAUGUUAGUAUCAAACAAAUCACAUUACGUAACGAGUAUUCAACAUCACAGCAAAACAUGGAAAAAGAUCUCGAGCAAGAUCUAUAUUUAGUAUAAAAAAAAUUCAUUUUCUCUUUGUGUAUUUUUUUGUGUAUAUUAUUUUGAACACUUUCAUUUAUCAAUACAGUCGUAAGUCUUUAAGUCAACAUUGUUAAAGUUGUACAGCACCGGUAUUUUAUCGUAACCAGUAUGAAUUAAAAAUGUAUUGCAUUUUCGAUCUUACUUAGGCAUUUAAAUCUUUCCAAUAAGGGAAAAGACAAAAAUAGCAUCUCAGUUAUAAUUUGUAGUGUAAAAUGAAAGUAAUUAAUGUGUCGAUUUUCACUUUAAAGUAUUCAGUUUGGCGUGAAGCACCUUAUAUGGAAACAGCCCUAGUACUUACGUUUCUUCACCAUCGUGGAUGAACUUGGUGGAAAGACCAUUGUUGAUACGCAUUAUUGAUGUCACAUGGCAUUAGAGAUAAUUGUUGUGUUUGGGGAUGAAGUGCCAUACACUUUUUGUGUACUCUGUGUAAAAGUGUUUUCGUUUUCUACGAAGAUAUAGACAUUUAAUGUUUUACUCUUAACGAAUAUUUCUAUUCCACUGCAGAACAUGCACAAGUAUUAGGUUGUGUAAUAUGAAGUAUUAGAUUUUGCUGAAAAAAGAAACCUUAUUUGAUGUUAUAAAGGACGUUUAGUCAAUCAAAAUAUGCUCUAUUUGAUUCUAUAUACUUCUGC